GUGGCAAAGUCGUACAAUUUGAAGAAGGACACGGGGACGGUGCUGAUGCGAGUCGUCGAGGAGGAUACAGAUGCUUCUUGUUUUCACGACGCCGCUCCUGCUACCUCGCACAAAGCCGGUACUUCUGAACGGAACAAACGAUCAGCGGUUCUUUCCUCCCGAGAUUCUUCCUUUUCUGUAAUUUCGGAAGACGUUAUUUCUCUAUCCGAUUUGCGCACGGAGAAGAGCAGUUUCGUCCUGGUCAGCGACGCGCGGUCC
This is a messenger RNA of Amoebophrya sp. A120, 258 nucleotides long. The record is from the annotation of a GenBank genome assembly. NCBI's taxonomy places the organism in Eukaryota, Dinophyceae, Syndiniales, Amoebophryaceae.